Messenger RNA from Sorex fumeus (smoky shrew), 2631 nucleotides. RefSeq names its product katanin regulatory subunit B1 (gene KATNB1). The transcript is spliced from 20 exons. Lineage: Eukaryota; Metazoa; Chordata; Mammalia; Eulipotyphla; Soricidae. The record is from RefSeq and is a predicted model, not a curated record. Gene Ontology annotation, cellular component: katanin complex. Gene Ontology annotation, biological process: microtubule depolymerization; microtubule severing. Gene Ontology annotation, molecular function: microtubule binding. Bases 358 to 2325 code for a protein of 655 amino acids.
GUUGUGAGGGUUCGGUUGUCAAGCAGCGGCCAAUCAGGGCCGGGGAUGGAGGCAAGUGGGGGUCGCGUCUGGAGCUGAGCCUCGGCCUCCGGAGCCGCCGCUGCAGCCCCGUGGAACUGACAUGGCUCAAGCCUGACAUCCCAUGAUCUGAGACUCUGGACCGACGCACAUCGGCUGCUGCUGUGGCCGGUCUAGGACCACGAGGUGGUCCACGGGCGGGAGACAAGCCGAGGCAUUUCCUCUGCCUGAAUGUGUGACAACUCCCUACCAACUUGAUUGGAGGAUCUGGGGGGGACCCGCCCCCACCCCAGGAGGAAAGCACCGUCUACUUUGCAGGGGGCUCCGGCCAGCUGAAGGAUGGCCACCCCUGUGGUCACCAAGACAGCGUGGAAGUUGCAGGAGAUCGUUGCCCACGCCAGCAAUGUGUCCUCGUUGGUGCUGGGCAAGGCGUCCGGGCGGCUGCUGGCCACGGGCGGAGAUGACUGCCGGGUCAACCUCUGGUCCAUCAACAAACCCAAUUGCAUCAUGAGCCUGACAGGCCACACGUCCCCCGUGGAGAGUGUCCGCCUCAACACCCCCGAGGAGCUGGUCGUGGCCGGCUCCCAGUCAGGGUCCAUCCGCGUCUGGGACCUGGAAGCUGCCAAAAUCCUCCGCACGCUCAUGGGCCACAAAGCCAACAUCUGCAGCCUGGACUUCCACCCCUAUGGCGAGUUCGUGGCCUCAGGCUCCCAGGACACCAACAUCAAGCUCUGGGACAUCCGAAGGAAAGGUUGUGUCUUCCGCUACCGGGGACACAGCCAGGCCGUGCGCUGUCUCCGCUUCAGCCCCGAUGGGAAGUGGUUGGCAUCGGCCGCUGACGACCACACGGUGAAGCUCUGGGAUCUCACUGCCGGCAAGAUGAUGUCCGAGUUCCCCGGGCACACGGGGCCCGUCACUGUGGUGGAGUUUCACCCCAACGAGUACCUCCUGGCCUCCGGCAGCGCUGACCGGACGAUUCGUUUCUGGGAUCUGGAGAAGUUCCAGGUGGUGAGCUGCAUCGAAGGGGAGCCCGGCCCUGUCAGGAGCGUCCUGUUCAACCCGGACGGCUGCUGCCUGUACAGCGGCUGCCAGGACUCACUGCGGGUGUACGGCUGGGAGCCGGAGCGCUGCUUCGACGUGGUCCUGGUCAGCUGGGGCAAGGUGGCCGACCUGGCCAUCUGCAACGACCAGCUGAUUGGCGUGGCCUUCUCCCAGAGCAACGUGUCCUCAUACGUGGUGGACCUGACUCGGGUCACCAGGACGGGCACGGUGGCCUCAGACCCCGUACAGGACAGCAGGCCCCCGGUGCCGCAGCCGCCCCAGCCCAGCGCCCCGCUGCGGCGCAUCUAUGAGCGGCCCAGCACCACCUGCAGCAAACCUCAGAGGGUGAAGCGGAACUCGGAGAGCGAGCGCCGCAGCCCCAGCAGCGAGGAGGAGCGGGAGGAGCGGGAGUCGCGGGCCGAGAUCCGGAAUACGGAGGACUACAAUGAGAUCUUCCAGCCCAAGAAGAGCAUCAGUCGGACCCCACCCCGAAGGACUGAGCCCUUCCCAGCACCCCCCGAGGAGGACGUGGCCCCAGCAAAGGAGGCUGCCAAGCCCAACCCUGCCCUGGACCCGGAGCUUCCUGUGCCAAACCUCGAGGUCCUGCCCCAGCCCUUAGAGGCGGCCACCACCCCUGCACCCAAGGCCCAGCCCCCCGUCAUCCCUGCCGCCCGCAGUGAGCCCAUCGGGCUGAAGGCCUCCGACUUCCUGCCCGCCGUGAAGGGCCCCCAGCAGGCGGAGCUGGUGGACGAGGACGCCAUGUCCCAGAUCCGCAAAGGCCACGACACCAUGUGUGUGGUGCUCACCAGCCGCCACAAGAACCUGGACACCGUGCGGGCCGUGUGGACCACAGGCGACAUCAAGACGUCGGUGGACUCAGCCGUGGCCAUCAACGACCUGUCGGUGAUGGUGGACCUCCUCAACAUCGUCAACCAGAAAGCCUCCUUGUGGAAACUGGACCUGUGUACCACAGUCCUGCCACAGAUCGAGAAACUCCUACAGAGCAAAUACGAAAGCUACGUGCAGACGGGCUGCACCUCCCUGAAGCUCAUCCUGCAGCGGUUCCUGCCUCUGAUAACCGACAUCCUGGCGGCCCCGCCUUCUGUGGGCGUGGACAUCAGCCGGGAGGAGAGACUACACAAGUGCCGGCUCUGCUACAAGCAGCUCAAGAGCAUCAGCGGCCUGGUCAGGAGCAAGUCGGUCUUGAGCGGCCGCCACGGCAGUGCCUUCCGCGAGCUGCACCUGCUCAUGGCCAGCCUGGACUGACUGAGUCGCCCGGUGGCUGUGCCCGGUGUGCCCGCCAGCUCACCAGCCACUGCCCAGUUCCCACUGCUGCCCCGCGGCCAGCCUGGAGGCGGUGCAGUGCUGGCCCACUGGUCACCUCCACAGUCCCCCAAGCUCAGGCCGCGGUUGCAGCGGCGGCUGCCUGACUUGAACCAACUCUUUGCUUGUGGGGCAGCCGAGAGAGCCCCAGGGUUGCUGCUGUAAUUUAUAAGGUGAACUUUAUUAAAUUUCUAACUAUUCCCUGUUCUCCCUGCCUGGCUGGGCCGGCAGGGCCUUACUCGGGGCUGA